Messenger RNA from Linderina pennispora, 1596 nucleotides. RefSeq lists its product as uncharacterized. The coding region runs from base 1 to 1596 and encodes 531 amino acids. The transcript has a single exon. Lineage: Eukaryota; Fungi; Kickxellomycota; Kickxellomycetes; Kickxellales; Kickxellaceae. The record is from RefSeq and is a predicted model, not a curated record.
AUGGCAAAUGACGGGCUGCACAUUAGCGAGCUUGCAGGAGGCGAUAUUCUCAAGCGCAUUCUGGCGAUAGCAUGCCGCAGCUAUUUGGCGCAGACGGUCGGGAUGGACAACUACAUGAAGGCGGUGCAACUGGCAGCUGUGUGCCAGAGCUGGCGGAGGAGUGCGAACCGGCUGCUCUCCCGCAUUAUCAUUGUCCAGAACGUGAAUGCCAUCCCGAAGAACCAAAGGUCCGCGCCGGCAUCAGCCGCAAAGAGCAGAUGGGUGUCGAACAUUGGCAGCAUAGUCGCAGCUGGCAUGUCAGAUCGCGCUAAAGAUAUGCGAGUAAUAGGCGCUUUUGACACGCAGGGUGCUGUGCUGAAUGAAGUCCUUGAGACCCUGGGGUUCAGCGCUGGCCAGUGGGAUAAUGUGCGGUCGAUUACAUUUGUCGGGGGCAUAUUUUCAGUUGGCACUGCCUCGGUUGGCGAGGUAGCACAUUCAGCGUGUGCUUACCUUGGAAAGCGGCUGCCUGGACUUGUCGAGGUUGACCACACGCAGCUGGCAGCGGCGAAUUCGCUACAAGGGGUGGUUUCCAACAUGCUUAUUCGGCACUUUCUGCCGCAGCUCCAUACGCUUCAUAUCUGGUACCCGUUUCCGGUAGUUGGGCUAAAGUGCAUUCCGCAGAACGUAACCAAGGUACGGAUCGACGCUAGUCUCCUUGCGAACCUACCAAAGUUCCCACAAAUCCCUGCUCCGCAGCUGCGCCAGAUGGAGAUAUUCGAGCUCGAUGGCGAGUUUAGGUGGAGCAUGUUUGCGAGUGACCCCACCAACAGCCAAGCGAUAUUCGAGAACUUGGAGGAGCUCAAACUAGAGUAUAGCUAUGGCGAGCCCGAAUCAUUAUCUGUCAUUCAAGACGAGCUACAAAUGGCGUUCCCUAAGCUGCGCAAACUGGUUGUGGAGAACGUGCUGAUGUUUUACUCCGACUUCUACACGCUGUUCCACGACUCACCACUCAGGUCGCUAGAGCUCCGCGAGUACCUUGACAUGCUGCACGACGUGGAUCCGCAGGUUAUUGCCCAGGUGGACGAGCUGCACCUGAUUAUCUGCGACGAAGAUCUGAAUUUGUCCGAUAUGAGUUAUCAGGACAUCACAAAGUUCUUUAUGACCAGAUCCCCUGUACAGCAUGCAGAGCUCCUGCUGGGUGGGUUGCCACUACCCAUUCCCGAGGGCAUUCUAUGGUCAGAGCUACGCCAGCUGACAAUCGAAACUGAGUUGAUCGAUUGGACGGGCUUUGCACGAAUGCUGAGCCAGUUGCCUCACUUGUGGUCCAUCGAGAUCCUGCGGUCCACCAUGGUCAGCCCUGACGAAGGACCCGACGUUAUUGUGGAGAGCACUGAUCCCAUCAGCACGAGCCUGCAGACGUUUGCAAUUAGCUCGUAUGCGCUAGUCCUGAGUGCAUCAGAUGUAGCGUGGGUGCGGCUGCUGAUUGAGCGUGCGCCGGUGCUGAUGAAACUCGGCCUUCCUCCAAGCUACAUUGAGAGAUUUGAGGCGUAUGCCGAGGAAGCUGGCAAAUGCAUUGGCGUUUUUGAAAAGCAGCAUUUUGGCACGCUCUAUCACUGA